AGCAUGAGGGUUUCAGGCAGUGACAUCCGGUCUCUGAUGUUACUGCGAAUACUUUCGAACACUCUUUUCAUCUUAAGUUUUUUUAGACUUGGUUUUCGGGACAGUUCAAAACUGUGAGUUAGCAGGUUAAAGCGUGAGCUCUGUUAAACCGCCAGAAGGUGAUUGCUCCGAGCCACAAGUGCAGCUCACUGAGAUCAUGGUGCUGAAAUCUGAGGAUGGAGUCGUACCGGAUGACCUGACGCCAGAGGAGAAGCAGGAACUGGAGAAUAUUAGGAGACGAAAACAGGAGCUGCUAGAGGACAUACAGCGGCUGAAGGAUGAGAUAGCAAAGGUGACAAAUGAGAUCGAAAGUCUUGGCUCCACUCAAGAAAGAAUAAACAUGCAGCGGAGUAAACAGAUCGCUAUAGGCCGCAAGAAAUUUAACAUGGAUCCCAAAAAGGGUAUUCAGUUCCUCAUAGAGAAUGAAUUGUUGAAGAACACUUGUGAACAUAUUGCUCAAUUCCUCUACAAGGGUGAGGGCCUCAACAAGACUGCCAUCGGAGAUUAUCUGGGUGAAAGGGAUGAGUUCAAUAUUCAGGUUCUUCAUGCCUUUGUGGAGCUUCAUGAAUUUACAGACCUCAACCUGGUUCAGGCACUCAGACAGUUUUUAUGGAGUUUCCGGUUACCAGGUGAAGCUCAGAAGAUCGAUCGAAUGAUGGAGGCUUUUGCCCAGCGUUACUGUCAAUGCAAUCCCGGUGUCUUUCAGUCCACAGAUACAUGUUAUGUGCUUUCAUUUGCAAUCAUCAUGUUGAACACAAGUUUGCACAACCCUAAUGUGAAGGACAAGCCAUCUGCAGAGCGCUUCAUAGGCAUGAACAGAGGCAUCAAUGAUGGAGGAGAUCUGCCAGAAGACCUGCUCAGAAACCUUUACGAGAGCAUUAAGAAUGAGCCCUUCAAGAUACCUGAAGACGACGGCAAUGACCUCACGCACACCUUCUUUAACCCUGACCGCGAGGGCUGGCUGCUCAAACUGGGUGGACGGGUGAAGACGUGGAAGAGGAGAUGGUUCAUAUUGACGGACAACUGUCUGUAUUAUUUUGAAUACACCACUGAUAAAGAGCCGAGAGGGAUCAUUCCUCUGGAAAAUCUCAGUAUUAGGGAAGUGGAUGACUCCAAGAAGCCAAACUGCUUUGAACUCUUCAUCCCAGACAACAAGGAUCAGGUCAUCAAAGCGUGUAAGACUGAAGCAGAUGGACGGGUUGUGGAAGGAAACCACACGUUCUACCGCAUCUCAGCACCAACAACAGAGGAGAAGGAGGAGUGGAUCCAAAGCAUCAAGGCUGCCAUAAGCAGAGACCCUUUCUAUGAGAUGCUUGGGGCCAGGAAGAAGAAAGCCUCAUCUCUGAAGAGACAGUAGGGCUGCUGAAAAGAUGGAUCUGGACAAGGGGCGAAUGAUAAACGGAAACCACAAUGCUGGACUAGAGCGAAUUUUAUCUCAGGAAUGACCUGAAUUUUUAAAGGUUUUCAUGCAGCUGACUGUCUGAGAAGUUGUCUGACAUUUCUGUUUGUUUCAUUCUCAUGGAUGAACAUUGAGUUCAUCUCAAAUCAGCAGGUCUGACUGAAUGUGGAUCUCAUUGAGCUUCUGUAAGCUUGCUGCAGACUUGACCGUUUCUCUCUGUGCUUCGAGAAGUAGAAAAUGCUAAUUGUGCACCUAUUUUUUACACUGCUAUGAACUGGAAGUAUCUGGGAGAGUUUUGGCCUUGUUUUGUUUGAGACUAUCUAGCUUUGUUUUUCUAUUUGUUUCUGAUCUGCUGUCAUAUUUAUGUGUUUUGUUGUGGUUGUUGGCUCGUCAUUUUUCACAUUUUGCCAAAGUUUGUCUUUCAGUCGCACUCCAGAUACUGUCCUAAAAACUGAAGUUAAGUGAUUGUCUGAUUCUUGAAAUUAAUUCUAGGUUUUAUUUU
Molecule: messenger RNA, 1940 nt
Organism: Carassius auratus (goldfish)
Lineage: Eukaryota; Metazoa; Chordata; Actinopteri; Cypriniformes; Cyprinidae
Product: cytohesin-1-like
Exons: 13
Coding region: 197-1396 (399 amino acids)
Biological process (GO): regulation of ARF protein signal transduction
Molecular function (GO): guanyl-nucleotide exchange factor activity
Source: RefSeq, a predicted model, not a curated record